CACCUGCUGAAGCACCUCCUGUGCGACAUGUUUAUAGUGACAUGAAUGAUAUGGAGGAAAAUGAGUCCUCUCCUAUCAAUCGUGAUUCAAUUAUCAAUAUUGUUAACACCAUCUCUGCUGAGCUGGUACAGAAUGACUCUCUCUCACCCGCUCAGGAUCUUACCUCAGUGGGGGAAAGGCUGGAGAGAUUGCUAUGUAAUGAUAGACUCAGCUCACUCUCCCACAAUCUUUGUAAUCUGAUUCACCAUCUUUACAUCAAGGACCAAAAAGGAAUGACGGCCACAAAGUCUGUCUCUGAUUAUCUUCUUUUGAACUUAGGACAGAGUGGCAAAUUCCCCAAAAAUGAUAUUGUCAGACAGUUUGUUCAGAUAUAUGCUGAGGAGACGGUGAAGCAUUUUUUCCUUCCUUGCUUCAACAUUCCAUCACCUUGGAAAAUGGAUGUUGGAGGAGUUUUCCAACAUGCUUCAUCCUCUGCAUCUUGCCCCAGUUUUCUACAUUCUUUGUCUGAAAUAGUACCCCAAAGUGCCUCGAGAUCUCCUUCACAAAUACUGCAGAGCACUUUACAAGAUCUUCCUACAGUUAUGGCAAGGAAUGUGAUUAACCUGCUAGCCCCGACUCUGCAAACAACAGGGGAAUUAGAGGCCCAAACAGACCAGCAGCCAUUACCUGAUAAUAUGUGUCUUUUUAGCAGACCUUCUUCAGGUGAUCCGACACAAAUUUCAGCGACCAAGGAUAUUGGUAUGGGUUUCUCUUAUUCCUCUCUGAACCCAAUGGAUUCCACCUCAGAGGAUUACACCAACCUGGUCUCUAUAUUAGUCAUUAGACUACUUUCUAAGUUGAAGGAUCAAGAGUCACUCACUGACGAUAUGUUGGACAUAUCUAGAGUGCUAAUUGACAGGAUAAUCACAGAAAUUGAUGCUGCCUUGGGCAUCGCAAAAAGUAAGGCAUGUCCACAUGAUGUGAGAAUCAGAAAAGUCUUCAAAGCCAUUUACAAUGAUCUCCUGCAUGAGUUUGGCGGUAAGGAGAUUCUUCUGAAGGCGAUGAUGUCAGAGGAUCCUUGCUUUGAGACGUGUCUGGUCACCUCCCUAACACGUGAGUUCAUGCAAACCACUGAUAUGCCAAAUCCAAAGGAAGAGAAGACCAAGAAGUGGACACUUGGGUUCCUACCAAAAAUCUCCAAAAUCAAAACCUUUCUUGGUCUGAAGAAAUCAAAGUCAGGCAAUAAUGGAGAGGCGCAGAACUUGGAUCCGAUCUCUGCUCAUGCUGUUCCAACUGUCCUAUGUACAGGCUGCCUACCAUGUGUUGCACCAGUUGCCUCGAGUGGCACGACUACAUCUGCUUCACCAGAGAAGAAACCUCGCAGGGGCUUUUUCUCCAGAAUCAUUUCCAGUUUAUCCAGAAAAUCCCCAAAGAUAUGCCCAGAGACACUUCAUUAAAAUUCCAAAAAACAUAGUUUGCAUUGCAUU
This is a messenger RNA of Alosa alosa (allis shad), 1466 nucleotides long. RefSeq lists its product as uncharacterized. Bases 42 to 1436 code for a protein of 464 amino acids. The transcript is spliced from 3 exons. The record is from RefSeq and is a predicted model, not a curated record. NCBI's taxonomy places the organism in Eukaryota, Metazoa, Chordata, Actinopteri, Clupeiformes, Clupeidae.